AUGGACGCGGUAUUGGUAGUGGAAAAAUCGGAAGUCCCGGGCAUCGCUGUGCAAUGUGACCUCCUUUUGCCCAACGGUCAUUUGCAAAGGACCUAUGAAUUCGACAUAGCCGAUGUUGGAAUCCGACGGCGCCUAGUGCGCCGAUUCUACGGCAUAUUAAUCCUACAGAUGGCCUGCACCUUGCCCUGCAUUGAGUUGUUUCUCAAAUAUCCUUUGCCAUACAACUUUGUUAUGCCAUUAUCAAUGGUAUUCACUGUUUUUCUGUAUACGUGUUUCUACGUUUGGAGAGAUUGGAGGAGACAUGGGCCUUUCAACUACUUUGUACUGCUGCUGAGCACAUUGAUUGGAUCCUUCAAUAGGAGCGUAUAUCUACUUAAUUUGGUGGAGACACAUUGGGUAUAUAUUUAUCCAGUCAUUCUCAUUAUUGAAAUCUUGGGUCUAAUGCUGUAUUCCUCCCAGAAGCGUUUUCGGUUUACCCAGAUUCGCGGAAUUUCCAUAAUCAGCCUCAUCUUUGGGCUGUUCCUCCUCCUGGCCUACCGACUGAACCGGAUGAUGGAGGUCUUCUCCGCAAUGGCCUGCACCGUGGAGGCGUGGUACAUAAUCUACGAUACACACUACAUGCUGUGCGGCCGACAUGGCUACAACAUUGGACCAGAGGAGUUCGUCUAUGCAGCAUGCAACAUACACUGCGAUCUGCCAAAGGGAAUGUGGCGACUGAUGAAGAUGCUUUUCUUCAGCAAAAUUGUCGAGGCCGUUCGCAUGUUCCGUGAAUGCUUUAGGACCGAGGUAUGCUGA
Molecule: messenger RNA, 795 nt
Organism: Drosophila melanogaster (fruit fly)
Lineage: Eukaryota; Metazoa; Arthropoda; Insecta; Diptera; Drosophilidae
Exons: 3
Coding region: 1-795 (264 amino acids)
Biological process (GO): calcium ion transmembrane transport
Cellular component (GO): membrane
Source: RefSeq, marked reviewed